AUGCAAUUGUUGAUUGCGGUAUGGAAUCGAGAGCCAUAUUAUAGAAGUGAUAUCGGUCGAUCCAGAGAUGUUAUCCUCGAGGUGGACGAUGAUGGUACUGUUGGUGAUGUGGCAAACAAGCUAUCGGCUAAGCUUGGCAUUCCACAUUCCAGUUUUCGUCUCAUCCUUUGUGGAAAUAAAUUGACCAGCGAUACACCAAUCGGUGCCCUCUUUCUUGGACCACAAACCUCACUAACAGCAGUAGUUACUCAACUGCGUUCAUCAGAAGAAGAUGAUAAGCACAAGAGUGGAUCAUCAUCAUCGCCCGCAUACAACAAAUCAUCAGAAAUCACAUCGUUUAAGGUCUUUUGUAAGAAGUGCAAUUCAUUGAAAAAUGGUAAAUUGCGGGUUUAUUGUGUUGAAUGUUCAUCCAGUUCACUGAUUCUCACUAGAGAGCCUUCUUGUUGGAAUGAUGUCCUUCUAAUAAAUACCAUACAAGCCGAUUGUAAAGAUUGUGAGAAGGAGACGGCAGCACGUUUUUGUUUCAAAUGCAUCGAUUGUGGCGAGAUAGCAGUACCCCUAACACAUAUUCGAAAUUCCAGUGGAUCAGGCAGUUGUUCGAUAUGUUGUGAUUCGCAUAUGAAAGUUGUUGUACAAUUGAACUGUCAGCAUUACACAUGCGUGGAAUGUUUCUCAACUUAUAUCAAAACAGCUUUUGUUGAAUAUAAGUUUGAAUUUAUCCCACCAAAUGGUUACACCGUUGGUUGUCCGGUCUAUGGUUGUCAUGGUUGUGUUGUCGACACGCAUUGUUUUUAUUUGUUGGGCAAAUCGAAUUAUGAUGAAUAUCAGCGACAAGCAACAGAACGUUUCGUUACUCUGGAACAGGAAGGAAUGCUUUGCCCACGAGCAAACUGUGGUGCUUCUUUCCUAUGGGAGUUCACUCCAUCAAAUCAUAAGAUAACUUGUCCGGAAUGUUAUUUCUCAUUCUGUGGCUUGUGUCGACAGUUAGAAUGUAUUUGUUUGGAAUCUGAUGCGACUAAGAAAAUCAUCGAGCGUACGUGUCGCAGAUGUCCUUCUUGUGGCACUCAAACAGAACGGAGCGGUGGUUGCGCUCACAUGCACUGUUUGCAGUGUGGUGAACAUUGGUGCUUUUUGUGCGUCAAAUCAUGGAGUGAAGAUUGUCAGUGGAAUCACUGGUUCGAUUGA
Molecule: messenger RNA, 1185 nt
Organism: Acanthocheilonema viteae
Lineage: Eukaryota; Metazoa; Nematoda; Chromadorea; Rhabditida; Onchocercidae
Source: the annotation of a GenBank genome assembly